Messenger RNA from Pyricularia pennisetigena, 216 nucleotides. RefSeq lists its product as uncharacterized. The transcript is spliced from 2 exons. The record is from RefSeq and is a predicted model, not a curated record. Bases 1 to 216 code for a protein of 71 amino acids. NCBI's taxonomy places the organism in Eukaryota, Fungi, Ascomycota, Sordariomycetes, Magnaporthales, Pyriculariaceae.
AUGUACCAAUGCUCCAGUGCCAGAGCGACUUACUCCAACCCCAAAAUCAAGGUCGUCGAUCCCAAUGAUCAGGAUUACCACAUGGACAGCCGGUCCAUGGGAACCUGUGUUCUCGACCCCGAGGACUACCUUAUUGGGUCCGGUUCGCCACCUCACAUCUUCUAUAAGCGAUGCGACGGCACCUACCGCGACGCUAAAAAUCAGCGCAUGCGCUGA